This is a messenger RNA of Notothenia coriiceps (black rockcod), 2004 nucleotides long. Its product is annotated as activating signal cointegrator 1 complex subunit 3-like. The transcript is spliced from 14 exons. The annotation marks the transcript as partial. Gene Ontology annotation, molecular function: ATP binding; nucleic acid binding. Lineage: Eukaryota; Metazoa; Chordata; Actinopteri; Perciformes; Nototheniidae. The record is from RefSeq and is a predicted model, not a curated record. Gene Ontology annotation, cellular component: nucleus.
CUUGCAUUGUUCCCAGGUCACAUGCUGCACCAUGUGAACGUCGGACAGUCGGUCAAACAGUGUGCCCACCAGAUCCCUGCCAUCACCAUGGAGGCCAACAUCCAGCCAAUCACACGCACCGUGCUCCGCGUGCGGCUCGUCAUCACGCCUGACUUCCGCUGGCACGACCAGGUCCACGGGUCAGUGGGUGAGCCCUGGUGGUUGUGGGUGGAGGACCCCAUCAAUGACCACAUAUACCACUCUGAGCACAUCCUGCUGCAGAAGAAACAGGUGGUGUCAGAGGAGCCUCAGCACAUCGUGUUCACCAUCCCUAUCUUUGAGCCGCUGCCCUCUCAGUACUACAUCAGGGCGGUGUCCGACCGCUGGCUGGGGGCAGAGGCCGUCUGCAUCAUUAACUUCCAGAACCUCAUCUUACCCGAGAGACACCCCCCACACACUGAGCUGCUGGACCUGCAGCCUCUCCCGGUGACGGCUCUGGGUAACCCGGAGUUUGAGAGCCUGUUCAAGUUCACUCACUUCAACCCCAUCCAGACGCAGAUCUUCCACACGCUGUACCACACCGACACCAACGUCCUGCUGGGGGCGCCAACGGGCUCCGGGAAGACCAUCGCCGCAGAGAUGGCCAUGUUCAGGGUCUUCAGCCAGUAUCCCGGCGCUAAGGUGGUGUACAUCGCCCCCAUGAAGGCCCUGGUGAGAGAGAGGAUCGAGGACUGGAAGGUCAGGAUUGAGGAGCAACUGGGGAAGAAAGUGGUGGAGCUGACAGGGGACGUGACCCCCGACAUGAGAGCUAUAUCACAGGCUGACCUCAUCGUCACCACUCCGGAGAAAUGGGAUGGAGUGAGCAGGAGCUGGCAGAACAGAAGCUAUGUUCAGAAAGUAGCCAUCCUCAUCAUCGAUGAGAUCCACCUGCUGGGGGAGGACAGAGGUCCAGUGUUGGAGGUGAUUGUGUCCAGGACCAACUUCAUCUCCUCUCACACGUCUAAGAGAGUCCGAGUGGUGGGUCUGUCCACGGCUCUGGCCAACGCUCGAGACCUGGCCGACUGGCUGGGCAUCGGACAGGUGGGUUUGUUUAACUUCCGCCCAUCUGUUCGCCCUGUACCGCUGGAAGUUCACAUCCAUGGUUUCCCGGGGCAACACUACUGCCCUCGCAUGGCCAGCAUGAACAAGCCUACCUUCCAAGCGAUACGCAGCCACUCCCCAGCCAAACCAGUGCUGAUCUUUGUCUCCUCCCGACGGCAAACCCGACUGACCGCCCUGGACCUGAUCGCCUACCUGGCCACAGAGGACAACCCCAAACAGUGGCUGCACCAGGACGAGAGAGAGGUUCCUGUUGCUGAGGUUUUUCUCAACCUCAGCCGCAUCGCAUACGAUAUAAGAUCUCUGAGCCAGGUGACUUGUAGUCCAUGCCUCCUCAGUGUGCUGCCAGACCAUCUGAAUGCGGAGGUGGCUGCAGGAACCAUCUCCUCCAAACAGGACGCCAUGGACUACAUCACCUGGACCUACUUCUUCAGGCGGCUGGUGAUGAACCCCAGUUAUUACAACCUAGAAGACGUCAGCCACGAGUCCAUUAACAAGUUUCUGUCCAACCUGGUGGAGAAAAGCCUGCGGGACCUGGAGUGCUCUUACUGCUUAGAGAUAAAAGAGGAUGAUCAGACCAUUGAGCCACUGACCUAUGGUCGCAUCUCGUCCUACUACUACCUGAAGCACCAGACCAUCCGCACCUUCAAAGAGCGGCUGAGAGCCGAGCUGCCCCUCCACGAGCUGCUCUCCGUCCUCACCGAUGCAGAAGAGUUUUCGGAGCUGCCCGUCAGACACAACGAGGACCAGCUGAACAGCCAGCUGGCUCAGCAGCUCCCCCUGAAGGUCAACCCACAUUCCUACGACAGCGCCCACACCAAGACCCACUUGCUGCUGCAAGCCCACUUCAGCCACGCCCAGCUGCCAUGCAGCGACUACAACACCGACACCAAGACGGUGCUGGACAAUACCAUGCGAGUCUGUCAG